Molecule: messenger RNA, 3205 nt
Organism: Chaetomium strumarium
Lineage: Eukaryota; Fungi; Ascomycota; Sordariomycetes; Sordariales; Chaetomiaceae
Exons: 2
Coding region: 1-2727 (908 amino acids)
Biological process (GO): clathrin-dependent endocytosis; clathrin coat disassembly
Cellular component (GO): cytoplasm; intracellular membrane-bounded organelle; vesicle
Molecular function (GO): clathrin binding
Source: RefSeq, a predicted model, not a curated record
AUGGACGAUCUCGCUGGUUUGAGCUGGUCGGCGCCCAACCAAGGCAAGCCAGCGCCAUCGGCCUCGCCGAACCCCGCGGUCCCGGCCUAUCCUUCCCUGCGUCCAACCCCGUCGCCCUUCGGAUCCGGCCGCAACACGCCGCUGUCAAGCCAGGGCUCUGGGCCUGUUGGACCCAAGCCACCGGCUUCGAAGCCCGUGCAGGAUAGCUUCGGAAAUCUGCUCAGCUUGGCCGCAGGGAAGAGCACGGCAAAUCUGACUCUGCGCGAGCGACAACAGCAGAUUGAAGCCGAGAAGAGGAAAAAAGAGGAGGAGAGGCGGAAGCAGGCACAAGCACAAUAUGGAGACGGGCAGUUUCUGGAUUCCCUUGGCCAGAGCCAAUCGGGCUCUCGCGGGGCGCCAUCGCCCGGUAUACUGACGCCGCCUUCGGUACCGGGGCCGAGCCCAAGGAUACAGAACGGGAAGUCAGUAGCCGAGUCGGACGAUGAUCUAUUUGCGGCGUUCAAUGCCAGCACCAAAGUCGACAACUCUAGCUACUUCCCACCCCCUUCGUCUAGCCCUUCCCCACCGGACGCGCCAGCCUUGGAUCUCCGAAACCCGCAGUCUUGGGCCAAGCCUACGACACCUGGCGGCGGCGCCUUGGAUGACGAGGACGACGACCCGUUCGGGCUCAACCAACUCAAGACGAAGCCCAGUGCGCCGCCGCCGCCGGCUGCCGAUGAGGAAGACGAUCUGCUAGGAGACCUAGGCAAACCGGUUGAUCAGGCGAGAAGGAAGGCAGCGCCGACAUUCGCGCGGGAACCUGAGCCAGGGAAACCUAUCGAGGAUUCUUCUUCAGAUUCCGAGGCUGCCGGGGCUGCCCCCCCCGACGAUCCUUUUGACAGGGCCGUCGCCCAGCUUGUGGACUAUGGUUUCACCCCCGAGAACGCCAGGAGAGGGCUUACAGAGAGUGGAGCAGGACUCGAUGUGCAGGCUGCCGUGAAUUGGUUGUUGGACGAUGCCCACCGGCAGGCAAAGGAGAAGGCGAAGGGUCGGGAAGGCAUGAAGGAGCAGCCCAGGGGUAGCGACGAGCGAGCCCCGAGUCAAUCCCGGAAUGGUACGCGGUCGUGGAUGAGAGACGGAUCACAAGAUGAUGGGAUGAGAAGCAGGGACGCCCGGUCGCCGGCGUCUAUGGAAGGGGACUUCGCGAAGACUGCUGCUGCUGUGGGGUCAAGUUUCCUGAAGACCGCAAAUAGCCUCUGGAAAACAGGGCAGAAGAAGGUCCAGAAAGCGGUCGCUGAGUUCCAGCAAGACGGAGACCCCGGCCAGCCGAAAUGGAUGCGGUCAGUCGGCCAAGACCAUACCGCCAGCGGCGCGGGAAUGCGGACGGCCGAAGCCGAAGUCACAGAUGAGGCCCUGAUGUUGGAAGUAGGAGGGCUCGCACCUGAGCGCCACCGUUCUGCCGAAACUCGGCCCCGGGGACGUUUGCCAGUUCUUCCGCCUCGGCCGGGGCAGGAUGUUCAAGUUCCAAAAUGGCGACAAGGUUCGCACCCACCUGCCGAUCCGCUCUUGCAACCGCGCAGGCAUGCCGCUGAAGAUGGAAGCUUCCAAGCGUAUGUUAGCCCGGCACGCAGGAAGAAGGCCACCACAAAACCGCAACCGGAGACGCAGGCCCCGUCGGAUCCGGAGCCGGAUUUGCUUUUCGGUUUGGCCGUAUCCUCAAUGGCCAGCCCUGCACCACCUGCUAGAUCUCCGCAACCAUCCCCAGCUCCUCGGCCCGCAGCACGGCCACCACCCACUCCACGUCCGGCGCGUCAAAUACCGCCCAUCUCGCCUAUUGCCUUGCAAGCUUCCACCAGACAUCGUCUCGAGGGCACCGCGCACUUCAAGCGCGGCGACUUCGCAGCAGCUCACGUCUCCUAUACCUCCUCACUUACCGCCAUUCCACAAGACCAUCCCCUAACAAUCCUCCUUCUCUGCAACCGCGCGCUAACUGCGCUCAAGACGGGCGAGCCGCGCCAAGCAGUCGAAGACGCCGAUAAAGCCAUCCGCCUCAUCGGCCCGGGUAAAGGCGAAGGAGAGCAUGUGGAGCUGCAAGCCAGCGGCGACACCCCCGCCGAGAAGCGCGACAUGCGCGACCUCUACGGCAAAGCACUUGCCCGGAAGGCGGAAGCCCUCGAGCAGAUGGAGAAGUGGGCCGACGCCGCAGCAGUCUGGCAGCUCUGCGUCGAGGCCGGGCUGGGCGGGGCAACGGCCACGGCCGGGAGACAGAGGUGUCAGAAGGCUCUCGCCCCGAAGUCUGCGCCCACACCCAGACCGGCGGCACCCCGCCCUGCUGCGCCGCCGAGCCGUCCCAGGCCAUCUCCCGCUCCGCAGAAGGACUCCGAGGCGGUGGAGCGACUGCGGGCAGCUCACAGGGCCGCCGAGAAGGAAGGGGACGAGAAGAUCGCGCUGACAGACAAAGUAGACGCGCGCAUCGCGGCAUGGAGGGACGGGAAACGCGACAACCUGCGCGCGCUGCUCAGCAGUCUGGAGAGUGUGCUGUGGGAAGGUAGUGGGUGGAAGAAGGUGGGCUUACACGAGCUGGUGAUGGCGAAUAAGGUCAAGAUCGUUUACAUGAAGGCUAUCGCGAAAACGCAUCCUGAUAAGAUCGCACCAGAUGCUACGACAGAGGUACGCAUGAUUGCAGGGACGGUGUUCAGCACGCUGAACGAAGCGUGGGACAAGUUCAAGGCGGAGAAUAAUCUGUGAUGGAGCGAUGAUGAUGAUGAUGAUGAUGAUUACUACUAGUAGAAGCCGGAAAUGAAGAGUACGGCCGCGUUUGAUAGAAGGUAGACCUAGCGUGCAAAUCAGGCCGUGGAAAGCCCAGAAGCACUAGGUUCGAGCGCAGCCUCAAAUUGCAAACCCGAACAAAGAUGCCAUUAUGCACCCUACUAGGAACUAUUGCUACUAAUGCCAAAGCACAUAACGCGCCGUUUAAUGAACGCCCCUUCCUUUAUUACGCCAUGCCGCCGUCAUAACCUCUCUCUUUCUCUACCCAGACAGUCGUUUCCAUUACAGCCCCAGCAUACGCCUCACCCCCUCCCGCACCUUCUCCUCAUACUCUGACCGCCGCUCCCGCCACAUCUUGGCCGCUUCCACGUUCGCGGGGCUCUCGUCGUUCGGCUCCGCCAGCAUGCUCAUCACCGAGAUGAGGAUCUUCUCGACCGACUGGAUGGGCGACCACCGC